Molecule: messenger RNA, 336 nt
Organism: Caenorhabditis remanei
Lineage: Eukaryota; Metazoa; Nematoda; Chromadorea; Rhabditida; Rhabditidae
Exons: 1
Coding region: 1-336 (111 amino acids)
Source: RefSeq, a predicted model, not a curated record
AUGUCCCGACAGGAGUUUUCACAAAAGUGCUGGAUCAAUAAAUUAUUUUUAUUUGUGGCUGCAAUUCGGAGAACGUCGUUCAGCAUCUGGGAUGGAACACAAACCAACACACAGCACGUCGGAGAAAGCGGACAAUUCGUUCUUGAACUUCCGGAUAGAUGGAGCGCCUACAUUGGAAGCAACAUCAUUUUCGGCCAAUCAAACGAAUUUCGGAUGAUGUACGUUGCAAAGAAUGAGGACACAGAAAUAUCAGAGCCAAAACAGACGGAGCAAACUCUACGGAAACGGCCCCAAAAGCAGAAGCACUUGGAGCAUAUGAUGUGUAUUACUUCGUAA